Empidonax traillii (willow flycatcher) is the source of this 3189-nucleotide messenger RNA. Its product is annotated as transcription factor jun-D-like. Bases 1 to 1857 code for a protein of 618 amino acids. The transcript is spliced from 2 exons. Gene Ontology annotation, molecular function: RNA polymerase II cis-regulatory region sequence-specific DNA binding; transcription factor binding; DNA-binding transcription factor activity, RNA polymerase II-specific. Gene Ontology annotation, cellular component: transcription regulator complex. Lineage: Eukaryota; Metazoa; Chordata; Aves; Passeriformes; Tyrannidae. The record is from RefSeq and is a predicted model, not a curated record. Gene Ontology annotation, biological process: regulation of transcription by RNA polymerase II; regulation of cell population proliferation; regulation of cell cycle.
AUGCUUCCUGACGGCCAAGUGUUUGCCCGGUGGACUCCGACGCUUGCGCUUGCGUUGUCGGGAAUCGUUAACCCUCGACACCUGCACUAUCCCGUGCCCAUCCAUCACAGUCCCAGCUCACGAGCACCUGCCCACAGCCGCGGCCACGCGUGGCCCUCGCUCGCUCUCCUCCCUCAGGAUCCGCGCCCCGGCUGGAGCGAUGCCCCGAGAAACCCCUCUGCCCGCACGAAGGCCCCGGCGGCGCCUCCCCUCCCGCACCGCAGCGGCGGGGCGAGUCUCCGAGGGGGAGGAGCAGCGCGGGCUCCCCGCGGACACCCCACCGGGAAGGCGUUCCGCGCAAGCCCGGCGGGCGGGGGAAGGAGCAAGGAGGGUACCGGCGGAGGCAGCAGGAGGCGGCGACGGGGCGGGCAGCGGACCCGGGGCGUGGCGCGGUCCGGCGGCGCCGGGAGGCGGCUCAGUCCCCGCUGCCAGCCGAGGGCGGCCGGCCCCGCGGAGCAGCCGCCCAGCCCGGCCCGCCCCGCGCCGAAGCCGCCGGCCGGCGAGGGCGGCAGCAUGAGCGGCGGGCGUAGCGGGCGAUCCGCCGUGAAGAUGGAGGCGCCGUUUUACCCCGAGGAAGGACUGGAGCUGCUGCCCGACUUCGUGCCGCUGCCGGGUUUCGGUACCGCCGGCGGACCCGGAGCCGAUGCGGCGGCGGCGGGGCAGAAGCUGCUGCUGGGCGCCGGGAAGAAGCGAGACCUGUCGGCCGCCGCCCCCGCGCCGCUCCCGGGGCCCUUCACCCUUCGCCCGCCCGCCGGCGCCCGCGGUAGCGCGGCCGCUCUGCGCCUGCUGCCGCCGCCGCCCGCCGCCGCCCCGCCGCCCACCGCGGGCUCCACCGAGCCGGGCAGCGGCGGCGGGGCGGCGGCGGCGGCGGCCCGCGGCGGCCCGGAGGCCGCGCUGGGGUCUGCUGCGGAGCUGCCACUACUGAAGCUGCCGCCGGCCGCCGACCUGGAGCAGCUGCUGAUCCAGGGGGGCGCGGGGCUGGGCGCGGGCAGCCCGGGGCCAGCGGCGCCCGGGGCUGGGAGCGGCGGGGCGGCGGCGGCGGGGCCGUUCCUCUACCGGCAGCCGGUGACGCAGGAGCAGGAGGGUUUCGCCGACGGCUUCGUCAAGGCCCUGGCCGACCUGCACAAGCAGAACCAGCUCCUGGCGGCGCCGCCGCCGCCGCUCUCCGCACCGGGACCCUGCUGCACCGCCCGCCCGGGGCCGCCGGGAGCCCCCGCCGCUGCUGCCGCUGACCCUCCGGCCGUCUACACCAACUUGAGCGGCUUCAACCCCGCGGGUCCGCUGAGCCCCUCGGGCAGCGCCUACUCCGCCGCCUCCGCCCCGCCGCCGCCGCCGCCGGGCCUGGCCUUCGGCGCGGCGGGUCUGGGGAGCGGGCGGCUGCCGCCGGCGCGGUCCCUGGAGGAGCCGCAGACGGUGCCCGAGGUGCCGCCGUCGGCGGGCGGGGAGGGCGGUAGCAGCGCGCCGACGCCGCCGUCGCUGUCGCCGCUGGACGCGGAGAGCCAGGAGCGGCUGAAGGCAGAGCGCAAGCGGCUGCGGAACCGCAUCGCCGCCUCCAAGUGCCGCCGGCGGAAGCUGGAGCGCAUCGCCCGGCUGGAGGAGAAGGUGAAGGCGCUCAAGGGGCAGAACGCCGAGCUGGCCGCCACCGCCAACCUGCUCCGCGCCCAGGUCACCCAGCUGCAGGGCCGCGUCCGCAGCCACCUCUCCUCGGGCUGCCACAUCAACGCCGCCGGGCAUCCUCCUCCCCAUGCCGCCGCCCAGCCCAGGGAGGCUCCCCCCGAGGCUGCCGCCGCCGCCGCGCCGGAGACCAGCGCCUGCUGAGGAGGGACACCCCGCCGGCCCCGGCCCCGUUCCGCCCGGGGGGCUCCGCGGGGCCAAGGGGACAUGAGUUCUUGUGCUGGAGUUCUGCUUUGGGUGGUAUCCUCUCAAGUCAGUGAGGACUAACUGAAGAAACAGCAAAUCCAACCUUUAUGAACUAAUUCUUCUGAAGCACACAGAUACCUGCAAACACAUAUCAAGACGCUGUGCAUGGACACCUGCAUGCAUAGAGAAGGGCAUGACCAAAUAAAGGAACUGUGAUUUUCCUUAGCUGCAGCAGUACACAAUGGGGUUUUUAGUAUUCUUUUGUUGUGGUCAAGUUUUUCCAGAAGAAAACUAAGCUGCAUUUCUGCCUGUGAUUACAAGGUGAUUUUUUUUUUUUUUUUUUUUUUAGAUUUCCAGUCAUAUUGGAGGACUGUCACAUCUUGCGAUGCUAAGUUAAUGCAAAAAGAUAAUUUUAAAGUCACAUUUAGCCUUAAUGUUAUCUGAAGUGCUGCAGUUUGUGUGUAGUAGUUUACUGCAAAGUGAAGGGAUAGUUGUUAUGAAUAAUGUUUGUAAGGGAGUCAGCCUAAAUGAGUACCUACCUGCCCUUUGCUUUUUUGUGUGCUAUCUAAAAGUGUGUACCCAUGGUGUAGCUAGCUGUAAAUUGAGCUUUGCUCUGAAUUUCUAGUAUUAGUAAGAAACACGGUCUGCAAUAGUUUAAGGAGUGUAUAUUCUGGCUAAAUGACUUUUCUGAAAGAAAUUAGAAUAUAAUUUCUGUAGGAAUGCUUUGAAGUGAUGGUUGAGUAUGAAGCCUUGCUAACAUGGAGAUAAUAGAUAUGACCAGUUCACUGUGCACUAAUACACUGCUAGAUUCUGAUGUUUAGCACACUGCUGAUAAGAUUUACUACUACUGUUACUUACUAGUUAAGACCUAGUUAUGGGUGGAAUUGUAAGUCACCUAAGUAAGGUCCAUACAGUCUGGAGAGCAGUGUCACUGGAGAUCAGUAACAGACCCUCCAUCCCAUCCCCGGGGGAAAAAAAAAUAAUAUCUUUGGUUGCAGAAUCUGUUUGUUUUGGUUUUGGAAGUUCAGUUACUUUUCUAGAUGAAGUCCUAUUUUACUCUUCCCUCGAAAUCUAUUUAAAUAAAUUUUAAAUCCUUUCUGCUAAGUACCUUGAAGCAUCUCUUGCAGCUGGUCCCUUAUAUAUAAUCAGUGGCAACUGUGCAAUUGUGUUAUUACUUCUGUGAUAGAUGGAGAAAGCUGAGGCUGUUAACAGUCAGGCGUCUCUCUGUAUCCUUGUUCUGAGACAGUGGACUGAACACAUGAAAAAUCAUGACCGGUAACUUGAACUCCG